Marasmius oreades (fairy-ring Marasmius) is the source of this 486-nucleotide messenger RNA. RefSeq lists its product as uncharacterized. Gene Ontology annotation, molecular function: deaminase activity. Gene Ontology annotation, cellular component: mitochondrion; cytosol. The coding region runs from base 51 to 428 and encodes 125 amino acids. The record is from RefSeq and is a predicted model, not a curated record. The transcript has 4 exons. NCBI's taxonomy places the organism in Eukaryota, Fungi, Basidiomycota, Agaricomycetes, Agaricales, Marasmiaceae.
CCGGAAUCCGCUCUGAGAAUUCCAGUCUCAAUUGCUUCCAGUUUCAAACCAUGCCCAUCGAACAUAUCAACUCCAAUGAGAACUCUCAGUUCACCAAAAUUCUGUCCCAUGCCACAAAGGUCCCUGGCCUAAUCUUUCUUAGUGGGCAAACACCUGUCGAUAAGGAAGGAAACCUGGUACCUGGCGGUAUUCGUGAACAUACUGCUCAAGUUAUCAAGAACCUCGGCAAUGUUCUCGCCGCAUCUGGUUCGUCUUGGGAAAAAGUCGUGAAAGUGAACGUGUAUUUGAAAGAUAUGAACAACUUUGAAGCCAUGAACGAGAUGUACGAAAAGUUAGUACCGAGUCCUAAGCCCGCUAGAACUUGCAUUCAGGCUGCAAAGCUCCCUAAGGAUGUCGACGUCGAGAUCGAGGCCAUCGCCACUGCUUGAAUGACAUUUAGCGAUAUGUAGAAGUCAUCUAAAAUGAAACAAUAGCCCUCAACUGUGC